UGUGCGCACUGGCGUAGCUGCUGGAGAGGUUUGGAUUUGGAAAGCAGCCGUCAGUCAGACGCAACUUUCCCCGCAGCUGAGUCAACUGCCUGACUGUGGGUCGCGCUGAGGUUUUGCAAUCCUUCCCCGAUUGUCAUGUUUUUUCAGGUCGCCUCGCUCGUUUCCUUGAUGUUCUUGUUUGUUUGAAUUGUCCACAAGUGUGUGACAGACUGACGGCACACACUGUCCGGCCGGGAAGCGCCUCCUCUAUCACUCUAUUACUCCGGCGGCGGCGGCGGCAGCAGCGGAGGAGCUUAAUUCUCAAUGAGAAUGACACUCGUGUCAGGAUUUGUGAGCUGAUAAACGCCUCUCGCUGAAGGCUCUGAUCUCUUCAGGUCAUGACUGUGAUGUUCUCCUGAGAUAAACUUCACAUCUUGACGAAGACUUUUCCCGAGAAUAUCUCCCUCGACAACACAUAAUGGCUUCUAAUAUAAUUGUAGAGCAGCAGUUUUCUCACAAAUUCACAGUGACAGUGGUUCGGGCUGAGAGCGUCACCAAAGGAGCCCUGGGUGAUCUGCUGGACACUCCAGAUCCAUACGUGGAACUGUUCAUCCCGACCGCCCCAGAGAGCAGAAAGAGGACCAAACACAUAGACAACGACAUCAACCCAAAAUGGAACGAGUCCUUUCACUUCAUAUUAGACCCCAACCUGGAGAACGUCCUGGAGAUCACAUUAAUGGACGCCAAUUAUGUGAUGGACGAGACACUCGGGACAGUGUCCUUCGACAUCACCAAGCUCAAAGUGGGCCAAACAAAGCUGGAGGCUUUUCUCAUCGGCAAAGCAACAAAAGUAUACUUGGAGAUGUCACUGGAGAUCUGCACCAAACUGGAUCUGCGGUUCAGCCUGGCCCUGUGUGACAAAGAGAAACAGUUCAGACAAACCCGCAGGGAGAGAGUGAUGCUGGGCAUCAAGAAGCUUCUCGACAUGGAGAAGUCUCGUUUUCUCCCCAGCUCUCCAGAGGAGGUACCAGUGAUAUCGAUUGCAGGCUCAGGAGGAGGUUUUCGUGCCAUGGUCGGGUUCUCGGGUGUCAUGAAGGCCCUGUUUGAGUCCGGGGUCCUGGACUGUGUCACCUACAUUGCCGGCCUCUCUGGAUCCACUUGGUACAUGUCUAGUCUCUAUUCCCACCCUGACUUUCCAAAUAAGGGACCAAAGGACAUCAACAAGGAGCUGAUGAAUAGAGUUAGUGGUAAUCCCUUGAGGCUGUUACUGCCCCAGCACAUCACCAACUACAUCCAGGCCCUGUGGACCAAAAAGGCCUUAGGGCAGCCGGUUACCUUCACUGAUAUCUUUGGUAUGCUCAUAGGAGAGACCCUUAUACCAGCGAGGAUGGACACCAAGCUGAGUGAGUUCCAGGAGAAAAUAGACCAGGCGCAGUGUCCUCUUCCUCUCUUCACAUGUCUGCAUGUCAAGCCAGAUGUUUCUGAGCUCAUGUUUGCAGACUGGGUGGAGUUCAGUCCGUACGAAAUUGGGAUGGCAAAGUAUGGAACCUUCAUGACCCCAGACUUGUUUGGAAGCAAGUUCUUCAUGGGGACUGCUGUGAAGAAAUACGAGGAGAACCCCCUUCAUUUUCUAAUGGGUGUGUGGGGAAGUGCCUUCUCCAUUCUGUUCAACAGAGUGCUGGGAGUCAAAGACACAGUUGGUGGCAGCACUAUGGAGGAGGAGCUAGAGCAAAUCAAACCUCAGCACAUUGUUGGAGAAGACAGCAUGGACAAUGACGAUGAGCCACGCAAAGUUGGGACAGAGAACCAGGAGGCAGAGGACGAGUUUCACCGCACCGCUCAGGCCAGCUGGGUUCAGCGGAUGUUUACGUCACUCUUCAGCGACUCCUCCCUGUUCAACACAAGAGAGGGCCGUGCCGGGAAGGUGCAUAAUUUCAUGCUGGGCCUGAACCUGAACACCAGCAUGCCUUUCUCACCAGUCAAUGAGGUCAUGCACCACGCUCAAAAUACACCUGAGGAGGAGGUGGAUGCCGUCACAGACCCAGAUGAGUUUGAUCGCAUCUACGAGCCUCUGGAUGUGAAGAGUAAGAAGAUCCAUGUGGUGGACAGCGGCCUGACCUACAACCUCCCCUACCCUCUGAUUCUGCGGCCUCAGCGCGGUGUUGACCUCAUCAUCUCCUUCGACUUCUCUGCACGACCCAGUGACUCCAGCCCCCCGUUCAAAGAGCUCCUGCUCGCAGAGAAGUGGGCCCGCAUGAACAAGCUCCCGUUCCCCAAGAUCGACCCCAAAGUCUUCGACCGCGAGGGCUUGAAGGAAUGCUACGUCUUCAAACCAAAGAAAGGAGAGAAGAACUGCCCGACUGUCAUCCACUUUGUCCUGGUCAACAUCAACUUUAGGCAGUUCAAAGCUCCAGGUGUCCCCAGAGAGACUGAGACGGAGAAGGACGCGGCAGAUUUUGACAUCUUUGACGACCCAGAGACGCCGUUCUCCACUUUUAAUUUCCAGUACCCCAAUGAGGCCUUCACUCGACUCCAUGACCUCAUGGAGUUCAACACUCUCAACAACCUGGAGGUUAUUAAAGAAGCCAUCAAGGACCGCAUCGUCUCCAGGAAGGAGAGCCCCUCAAGUGUCUCUGUUCCCUUCUCCCUGAGUGAGAUCCCGAAAAAGAAGUUUCUCAGAAGAGAUCCACAUCCAAAAGCCUGGAAUCACUUGGGAAAGGAUAAUAAGUAGCCUUGUUUGGCUGACGUGGAGACUAUGGAUUAGCAUUAGAUUAUAUAUUAACUUGAAUCAUUUUCUUUUUGGAAAAUGCAAUCAUAUUGAUCUCUUCUCUGUAACCUUUUUAGGCAGGGGUGUUUGUUAAAGUGGUUAUGGUAAUGAACCUUAAUGUAUACUGGUUAAACCGUGUCAUUACGUCGAUACAACACGGAGCAAUUUCAUCCGGCUCUAUUUGCACCAGUGUGAAUGCUGUUUGUAUUUAUUGACACAAGCAAUCGAUGGUUGUGCUCCCUCCCUGUUUGCAGAUUUGAAAGUCCUGCAGUGUAACUGGACCGGUGCAGCUGGAAAACUGUCUCCAUCACAAACAAGACUGUGAAUUCUAUCUAUUGUUGUUAUUGACUGAGAUUUACUAAGAUCCAUAACACUCUGUGUUUUUUUUUUUUAAAUAAGUGCUCAUUCAGCUUAUUCACCUCUUCCCUUUUGUGCAUCAUGUGAAAUUUCUACCCCGGCCACAACAUUCCUAAUGCAUGUCAAUAUCAUUUGGCUGUAGUUCACACUGCCUCGAGAGAGGCCACAUUUGCAUUUUCCCUUUGAAUUUGUUUGCUGCCGCUCAGUGUCUAAAUUUUGCACCGUAUUGACACUUGACACCUUUUUCAUAUCCAACAUGCGACGAGAGUAUGCAAAUGUUUUCUUUCUUUUCUCGUACUUUUCUGUUUACAAAAUGGCUCGUUUUGGCAUGUAAUCCCGUUUGAAAAAUGGAAGAGGUGUGUGUCACCAUGGUUUUUGUUUGAUAGCAACUCCUAAACAUGCCAAGUGCACCCCCUCUGGAUACCUCAAACAUCUCAAGGAUGUUUACCUACCUACAGGGAAGGAGCACUCCCUGCUCUCCUGGAGGGAGUGUCUCAUUUUAAAGCCACCAUUUUGGAAAACAAAACUUGACACCAUAGAAACGGCCUCACUUAAUUUCUCUCUCUCUCUCUAUUUAUGUUUGUGUUUCUCCAGGAGGAUAAAGGUGUGUUUAUUUUCCUGACCAUGUUGUUUCAGGCUGCCUUUUAGAUACAGCCUCAGUCGGACAUUCUCACACUGUUGUGAAAACCAUCACACUUGCAGGGCUUGACCAGACGGCCCUGCAGCAACAAGGGAAGUUAGGUUUUAAAGCGGUGGCUCUCUGCAGCACUCAGUGGAAUUUUACACACUACACCUACACCUGCAGCAGUGAAGACCUGGAAUCUGACACAUUACACCUAUACCUGCAGGGGCCCGAAGCUGCACACAGAACAGUGGAAUUUUACACUGAAGUGUUUCCGACCCCUAUAUGCUCGUGUUUCAGCCCCACAGCCUCAGAAUAAUAUGAGAAAAUAAGUGUGCCGCAGUCGUGCUGCCGCAUUCAGGACCAGCAACUUUGCUUUGGAUUUUGGUUUAGUUUAGUUUUUUUCUGUAGUGAGUAGCAUACUACUGUAUGUUUUUUUACUUUUUCAAACAACUCUUUUAUGGGCUGUUACGUGCAACAAAAAAAAGUCAAUGUCUAUUGUGAGCUGCAGUUGCUUCUUGAAGCUUUAGCUCUUGUGAAAAAUCAUCACAUGGUGUAGUUUGAUAUAAUAGCAAUAAAAUAAAUAUCACCAC
Solea solea (common sole) is the source of this 4318-nucleotide messenger RNA. RefSeq names its product phospholipase A2, group IVAb (cytosolic, calcium-dependent) (gene pla2g4ab). The transcript has 19 exons. The record is from RefSeq and is a predicted model, not a curated record. Gene Ontology annotation, biological process: glycerophospholipid catabolic process. Gene Ontology annotation, molecular function: calcium ion binding; calcium-dependent phospholipid binding. Gene Ontology annotation, cellular component: cytosol; nucleus; Golgi apparatus. Bases 458 to 2710 code for a protein of 750 amino acids. NCBI's taxonomy places the organism in Eukaryota, Metazoa, Chordata, Actinopteri, Pleuronectiformes, Soleidae.